Cuscuta epithymum is the source of this 1947-nucleotide messenger RNA. The record is from the annotation of a GenBank genome assembly. NCBI's taxonomy places the organism in Eukaryota, Viridiplantae, Streptophyta, Magnoliopsida, Solanales, Convolvulaceae.
AGUAUUCUUGUUUGGUAAAAGAAGUGGUUCAUUCGAUUUGUAUAUGUAGUACAUUCUUCACCCCACAAUUAAUAAAAAGUCAGCACAAAAUCCCAGAUCAUAUCUUCCGCAUCGGUUCUCACAAAGACGAGCGAAACGAGCGGCAAGGCUGCAACUUUGUGACCCACACACCGGCCACCGCUACUACCGCGACCGCGCCCUGGCCGGCUUCCUCUGCGUCUGUCCGCCACCGCCGCACUACCCAGCCAGGGCAAACUGCAAUACUUCACUGCACAAGCAUUUGUCUAACAAUGCCAAGGAUCCAAAUAUGAAGCUUCCACGUCUACCAAUUACCACUCUGGUAAGGACAACAGGAAAAUGACAUUGGCCUAAUGCUCUUGGAAAGUUGAGGACACAAGGGAAGGUGAUCCGAUUUCCUCCCUGCUCUUUCCUUGGCCAAUUCCCAUAGCAAAACGUCUAACAGAAAUGCCUGCUAGCGACAGCUUCCAAGGCGUAUCGAACUGUUAUGUAUUUAAAAGUCGACUGCAAGAGUAUGCCCAGAAAGUUGGACUUCCAACUCCUGUCUAUGAGACGAUCAAGGAAGGACUUCCUCAUGAACCCACUUUUCGGUCUACCGUGGUGGUGAACGACAAAAGAUAUGAUUCUCUGCCCGGAUUCUAUAAUCGCAAGGCAGCAGAGCAGUCGGCUGCUGAAGUUGCUCUCCUGGAGCUAUCUCGGGUUGGUGAUAUGAAAGAGUGCAUUUCACAGCCUGUUCAUGAGACAGGCUUGUGCAAAAACCUCUUACAAGAAUAUGCACAAAAGAUGAAUUAUGCCGUCCCUUUAUAUGAGUGCACAACAGUGAAAGGAAUGGGCAAUCAUGCUUUCUAUACAUGUACUGUUGACAUUGGAGGAGUCAAGUACAUCGGGGGACACUCGAACACAAAAAAAGGAGCAGAGCUAAAAGCCGCAAGGACCGCUCUAUUGGCCAUUGAGUCGGACUCUUCCAAGUCCAACAACAACAAUGUCCCCACCACUGACCACCCCACAUAUACUGUUGUCCCCCUUAAGAAAAAAGUGACAGAUCCUAUGGGAAUAAGCCACCAGGAGACAGCUGCUUCUCUCAAGCCUAAGAAAAGGGGCCGUAAGAAGGCAAGUGGUAGAGGUGGUCGGUUCAAAAGGAGGAAAUCCGACAAAAGAAAUGACAAGAGCGACAUCCUUUCCAACAUAAAGACCAGUGAUGAUAUUGUUGCUAAUAAGGUGGGUUCGGAGUCAGGUGCCACCAUUUUGCAAGUAACGGGAAAUUUAGGAGGCGGAGGUUCGAUUUUGGGGCUCGAGCAUGUGAAUCCAGUCAUGGUCUGCCCUACACUGUGUGAGAGAGAACCUCAAAAUGAUGGCGGGACAAGCACUUCUCUGUGGAUGUAUGAUCAAGAUUGAUCAUAAUCAUUUUGAUAGUUUUAAAAUUGGUCAAGCCUGUACUACUAAACUAGAUGAUCAUUAGGUGCAUGCUAAUUUAUCCCCUCUAAAACUUUCAUCCUUCAUUUGUUUCGCAAAGUGCUACUGAAUCUACUGAUCAUAACAUUCAAGAACAAAGAUUUUCACUUCAAUCCGAAUCACCUCCGUAUCUAGCCCUCCCUAGAAUGGUAGUGGUAAGGCUGGUCCUUGUUCCAAUCUCGGAACCGGACUGGGAUUGGAUGGAUAAAGAAUUGGGCCUGUUGUCCAUUUUUGUUUGCACAAUUGCACCGGAGCUGGUGUCUGGUUUUACGGUUUUACCUGGUUUAGGUUCGCCCAAAGUAGGUCCAGUCUUGACAGAUUCCAGUUCCGUAUUUUUACCAGUUAUCUGAACAUAUGUUAACAUUUUUUUGGGAAUCGGAAACAGUGUGAUCCCGACUGGACUCUCUUUGGAAUGUGGGACACAAACAAGAAUGGGUUCAUUCCUGGUUGGGAGAAGAUUUAAAUCAUGUCGUUCUU